AUGGGGACUACAGUUACUCCAUAUGAAUUAAGUGGACUAUCAGGAGAAGAAAGUUGGGCAUUGUUCAGGAGAAAAGCAGCAUUAAUUAAUAAUGGGAGAUCAUCAGGAGGAGGAGGAGGAGGAGGUGCAGUGAAGAAUGCAGAUGAUGAUGAUCUAGUCUUCAGAAUAGGAAAGGAACUUGUUCUGGAAUGCAAGGGUAUUCCGUUGGCGUUAACACUUCUAGGUGCCAUGAUGCGCUUCAAGACAUUUAAUAUACAAGAGUGGGAAACUGUUCUAAAUACUAUGAAAGUACUACGAGGUAGCAAUAAUGAUGUUAUUGAUUCCGUGCUGAAGAUUUGUUACAAUGACAUGGAGUCACCAUUGAAACGAUGCUUUUCAUAUUGUUAUUCAUUACUUCCUGUGAGGAAUUCUACAGUUGAGAAGAAGAAAUUGAUUCAACUAUGGAUGGCUCAAGGUUUACUAGAAGAAGAAGAAGAUGCGGCAUAUUCAAAGAUUAAUAAUGAAGACGAGGAGGAGGAGGAGGAGGAGGAGAAUAGAGGUAAUUCAUAUUUUAAAUCCUUGGUUCUGAGGUCCUUCCUUCAAGUUGUCAAAUUCGAUGAUAAAGGUGAACCUUUAGAGUGCAAGAAACAUGAGCAUUUUUUAAGUUAUUUUCGAUGGUUUCGGUAUCGUAGUCCAUCAGUUUUUGGUCAGAAUGUUUGGAAUCUUCGGACAAUGCUUGAUUGUCGUCCUAAUGAUAUUUAUCCUGGUUGGUUGUUAAAUUAUAAGAGGCUACGUGUACUAGAACUUCAACACUUGAGAAAGGAUGAUGAGUUGUUGCUAUCCUCAAUUGGAGAUGAGUUGAUGCACUUGAGGUAUCUUGAUCUUUCUCAUGGUCGGUUUAAAGCAUUACCUCCCUCCAUUUCCAAACUCUUCCAUUUGCAAACUUUGAAGCUCUUACAUUGUAGACAUCUUCAAAGAUUACCCAAAGGAUUGAGAAAACUGAUCAACUUGAGGCAUCUAGAAAUUGAAACAAGGCUCAACAUUCCAAGAGGUGCUGCUGGUAUUGAAGAACUGGGAUGUCUACAACAACUAGGAGGAAGUUUGAGUUUAAUUGGUCUCGGCGAUGUAAGAAAUGGAGCAGAUGCUAAAGCAGCAAAUUUGAAGGAGAAAGCAAAACUCCAGGAGUUGACAUUAGAUUGGGAAUCGGAUUGGCAUGUUUAUACCAAUGAGGAUGAUAGCAGCAAAGAAGACGAUGUCGUCUUGGAGGAACUCCAACCUCAUCAAAAUCUGUUACUUCUGAGGUUACUACGUUUCAGUGGCACCAAGCUCCCUACAUGGUUGACGAUGUCACAUCAUCAUCUCUCAAAUUUACAGGAACUCUGUGUUUACUCAUGUCAGCAUGUAAAAUCUUUGGAUCUGACAGGCUUGAGGCCUCUUCGGAAACUGAUGAUUUCAUAUUGCGAAAAUCUGGAGUAUGCAGGAGUCGAGGGUCUCAUGCAGUUGGAGCUUUUGGAAUUCAAGGGAUGUGAUAAGCUGAAAUCUCUGCUUGCAGCGCCAGCGAAGAAUAAGAAGAAGGGUGUUGUUGUAAAUGAUCAGGAAGAGCAUCAUCAUCAUCAAGUGGCGGGUUGUUCUUCACGAGAAACUCCAGCUGCAAUCACUGAAGAUACUGGAGAGAAUCUUGUUAAACUUGUGAAGCUGCAGAUCCAAAGUUGCGAUAGUCUUACAUCUUUACCAAAGAAGGAGGUGUUGUUGCUGCAAUCACUGAAGACACUGCAUAUAGAAAAUUGUGCAAAUCCAAUGGUUUUAACCAAGGGCGGCUUAGAAUACCUUUCGUUGCUUCAGCACUUGCAGAUAGAAAAUUGUCCAAAUCUAAAGAAAUUGCCAGAGGGCGUAGGGAAUCUCUCAUCUCUUCAACACUUUGUAAUUAGAGAAUGCCCUAAGCUAAUGUUUUUAUCAGAAGAGAUGCAACACUGGAGAUCGUUGCGAACAAUGAGUAUAUUUGCGUGUACAAAUCUAAAGGCACUGCCAAGGGAAAUCGCAGGACUUACAUCACUUCAAGAAUUGGAGAUCAAGGGGUGUGAUUUCUUGCCCUCUUUUCCAGACGAGAUGCAAUCAGGAUUGAAGUCAUUACAGAUGCUGAAGAUUGAGCGGUGUUCAAAUUUGGUGGUUCUACCUGCCGGCCUGGGCAACCUCUCAUCGCUUGAAGUAUUGGAAAUUUCAAGUUGCAAUAGCUUGAUGUCUUUGCCAGCUGGAGGGAUGCAGCAGCAGCAGCAGCACUACUUAAGAAAACUAGAGAGACUGAAGAUUAAAGGUUGUGAUAAUCUGGAAAUUUUACCAGAGGACUGCCUAGGGAACCUCUCAACCCUUCGUGUGUUGACUAUAAUUGGUUGUCCUAAUCUACAAGUUCUACCAGAGAGCUUGGGAAACCUCCAAAACCUCCAUCUGUUGGAAAUAACUGAUUGUCCCAAUCUAAAAGCUCUACCAAGGGGCUUGGGUGAACUCUCAUCACUUCGAUCUUUGUACAUCCGGAGAUGUCUUAAUUUGACGUCGUUCCCCGACACUCUGCUGCACAUGACAUCUUUACGGGUACUUUGGCUGAUUGAGUGUCAUAAACUAAAAGAUUUGUCCAGCGGGUUGAGAUCUCUCUCAGCACUUGAGAAGUUGACCAUCUGGGGAUGCCACAGCAUCAUCGAGCUUCUGCCACAGGGGAUUAAUAUUCAAGACCUGAUGAAAUCAUUACGAGAGCUGACCAUUUCACAUUGUUCGAAGCUGGAAACCCUGCCGGACGGAUUGGAGUACUUGCCGUCACUUAAAGAGCUGGUUAUUUGGAACUGCCCCAAAUUGAAGUCUUCAGAGAUCGUGAUACAAGGGCUGAAACGGAGAAAAGAGGAGAGCAUGGUGUCAUGGUUGAAGUUACGAAAAUUGAACAUAAAAGACUGUCCUUACCUGGAGACCAUAGAUGAUGAUGAUGAUGAUGAUGAUGAUGAUGAUGCAUCUUAA
Molecule: messenger RNA, 2979 nt
Organism: Telopea speciosissima
Lineage: Eukaryota; Viridiplantae; Streptophyta; Magnoliopsida; Proteales; Proteaceae
Product: putative disease resistance protein RGA4
Exons: 2
Coding region: 1-2979 (992 amino acids)
Molecular function (GO): ADP binding
Source: RefSeq, a predicted model, not a curated record